AGACGUGUUUUAGAACCCGUCCGAGUUAUCCAUAAGGGAAAAAAAAAACCCAAAAAGAACCCGUCCGAGUUGCAGUCUUUCUAAAACCCUUGUUGAACCUCCUCCUUUCUUCCUUGGACUACUACCCUCUUCUUUAUUUGACAGUCUCCAAAUCGCUGAAUGGGUUCAGUAGCUGCUAGAUUCAUCAAGUUAUGGAGAUUUCCCGGUAUUUCCAGACCAGUCUCUUCAUUUGAGGUUGGCAUACAAGGAAGCUCUAAGUUGUGCUACUCAACAGUGUCGGAUGUUGAGGCAACUGAGAAAGAUGGAAAGAACAAUAAUGAAGCUCAAGAUGAUGAUUUUUUUGUAGCUGAAAUCCCAGAGUUACAGAGCGUGGAUCCCAGGAGGGGGAGGCGUUUCCGUGGAGUCCAUAAGGCUAUUUUAUGCGGAAAAGUUGGGCAAGAUCCUGUGCAGAAGAUCUUGCGAGAUGGCCGAACUGUAACCAUAUUUACUGUUGGGACAGGGGGCAUGUUUGAUCAAAGAAUAGAGGGAGCAAGGGACUUGCCAAGACCUGCUCAGUGGCAUCGAAUUGCUGUGCAUAAUGAACAUCUUGGGGCUUACGCAGUGCAACAACUUGUCAAAAACUCUCCAGUUUAUGUCGAGGGUGACAUUGAAACUAGAGUGUACAAUGACAGUAUUAAUGGGGAAGCUAAAAAUAUUCCAGAGAUAUGUGUGCGUUAUGAUGGUACGUUUUGUGCAUUUUGUUUUUCUUAUUGCUAUGAUUAUAAUGUCAUAUUGUCAUGUUAUGGAGUGUUCAUGUAUUACAAAGGCUAUUAUAGAGAUUAGAAGUUACAAAUGGUCCAUUGAGUGGUAACCAUUUAUUCGAAUGCUCAAGUACCAGAGGUAUUUGAUUCCAUGUUCAGGUUAAGGUCCUCAAUUACUUCUUCUUGUGAUUUUUUUUAAGUCAUUUUUUCCAUUGCUAUGGUUUAACUUACAGAUCCUUUAGUUCCAUUUUGCCUUCAUUAUGGCGAGGAAUAUCUUCAUCUAUCAUGACAGAAAAUACUCAAGUGCUAAUAGGUGCUAAUAGCCUGAUGAGCAUUGUUAGAAUAUUUUAGUCUUUAUCCCACAUCGGGUAGUUGAGUUAUGUAAUAAGUCAUUGGAUAAUAUAAAUAAAGUUCUCUCAUGUGAGAGAACCAAACAUAUCGAA
Molecule: messenger RNA, 1183 nt
Organism: Rhododendron vialii
Lineage: Eukaryota; Viridiplantae; Streptophyta; Magnoliopsida; Ericales; Ericaceae
Product: single-stranded DNA-binding protein, mitochondrial-like
Exons: 4
Coding region: 160-822 (220 amino acids)
Biological process (GO): positive regulation of helicase activity; mitochondrial DNA replication
Cellular component (GO): mitochondrial nucleoid
Molecular function (GO): single-stranded DNA binding
Source: RefSeq, a predicted model, not a curated record